Messenger RNA from Colletotrichum fioriniae, 561 nucleotides. RefSeq lists its product as uncharacterized. Gene Ontology annotation, biological process: mitochondrial electron transport, cytochrome c to oxygen. Lineage: Eukaryota; Fungi; Ascomycota; Sordariomycetes; Glomerellales; Glomerellaceae. Gene Ontology annotation, molecular function: enzyme regulator activity. The record is from RefSeq and is a predicted model, not a curated record. Gene Ontology annotation, cellular component: mitochondrial inner membrane.
AUGCAGCGUCAGCUCCUCUCCGCCGCCGCGCGCGCCGCCCGCGCCCCGGCCGUCCGCUCCACCGUCCAGCGCCGCUUCGCCAGCACCACCGAGAACGCCUUCAUCAAGGAGCGUGAGGCUGCCAAGCACCACGCCGCGGAAACCACCGGCCUCUGGCGCAAGAUCUCCAUCUAUACCAAAUCUGUGGUCCCGCGAGAUAUCUGCCCGGCCAUCUUAGUCAAUGCCGCUAUAUUGAGUAUCACGAAGAAGCCGGAAAAGAGCGCGGGAUUUGAUUCGGGAACUGCUGGGGAGACAUGGGAGACUGAUAUCAAGAGUGCAAAUGCUAACCCCAAGGUCUUCACUUUCCACAGCGCUUGCAUCCCCGCCCUCGGCCUCGCUGCCGCCAACGCCUACGUCCUCUGGAACGAGCACUGGGACCACUGGAGCCACAUGCCCCCUCUGGAGGAGCGCGUCGAGUACUCUUACCAGAACAUCCGCACCAAGAACUACCAAUGGGGCAACGGUGACAAGACCAUCUUCUGGAACGACAACGUCAACUACCACAACCCCGACAAGGCUUAA